AUUACAGCGAAGAUAAUGAUAAGAUAACAACGCGUACUCAUAGAUUAUUUGUUCGGAUUUACGAUUCUAGAAAUGAAGCUAUUUUUGUGAAAAUGGAAGAUCCUGGGACCCGACCAGUGAGGCAAGAGAGGAUUGAAGACCUCCAUCUGGAUAGAGUGGUUGCAUCUCAACCUGAAAUAGGACCGACUCCUCCAGAUGGUGGCUAUGGAUGGCUAAUAGUAGUCUCAGCAGUAAUCUACAAUGUGACUGUGCCAAGUAUUUUAAUGCUUUAUGGAUUUAUUAUUUUGAAGUCUUUACGAGAGGAGGAUCAUGAAGAAGGAGAAAGAAUGCGCGUUUGGGACGUAGAUGUAGCCUUAGUGCCUGUUAUAAUGACUGUGAUCCGUUUAUUGUUAGAGUCGUGGUGUUGGGAAGUCGCGAAAAUAUUCAACAUGCCACGGUUUACAGCGCUGGCAGGACUCUGUAUGACUGUCGCUGGUGUUCUACUAUCGAGCUAUGCAACAAGUGUGUACAGUAACGAUCAUAUUGUAAACAUAUUUGCGGGGAUUUCCAUCGGUAUCGGUUGUGCCUUAACAGGACAACAAACGGAUCUAAUCAUAACCCACUACUUUCAAGACAAACUUACAAUCGUCCAGCGUAUUGUAAAAGUUGCACCAUCUGUAGGAAAUGUGCUAAUGCCUUUGAUGAUUGGCUAUCUUUGUACAAUCUACUCCAGUGAUGUAGUUGUCAUGAUCACUGGAGCGAUUCUCAUGCAGAACUGUGUGUUCCUCGCCUCAUAUACACGACCUAUUUACAUUGAAAGAGUGAUACGAAGCACGUACAAUAUGUUACGAGACGCCGUUGAAGACGAUGACGAAGUUAUCUUCUCAAACCAGAAUGAACCCAGAGCAGCAUCAAAUCCAGUAUCCAUACAAGAUGAAGACGCAAAUGACGUGGUUGUCUUUAAAUCAAAUAGAAACGCUAGAGAAAUCAUGGACCCCGACGUAGAAACCCGCGAAAGUGGUCAGCAGAGAUUUUCAUCAGAUUUCGGCGUGAUGUUUGACGGUUCAACUUCUAAUCGUUUCUCAUCCGACUUCGGCGCUGUUGACGUCAGCAAUUACAGCAGAAUCAUUGGAUAUCAGGAGUUGGAUAGUAUUGACAGGAAUAAUCCUCAGCCGUUAUACCGCGAAACCACCGUGAAUGCUCCUUCAAAUAGUCUCGUUUUUGCCGCUGAAAUAUCUCCUGGAUCAGCUCGACGUACUGCGUCAUUAAAGAAGAAUUUCAUAACCGUGAUUAAUAUGGUUCAGGAUCUAAACUUCUAUUUGUACACUUUGUUGCAUUUAUGCACAACGUACAGCGUUCUUAUACUAAGUGUCUUCUUCCCACUUCUUAUGUGGGAAGAAAACCCUACUAUGAAUAUUUGGUCGAUAUCUUCACUGACUGCAAUUGGUCACGCUGCGGCAUUGUGCUUCGUCUUUUUAUGUAUAUUUAUGCCAAACAAUUUAAAUGAUAAAGCAAAAUUAUGCACAAUUUUUUGUGUUUGUGGUGCAAUAGGAUUUUAUGGUGUUACCCUAUCAACAAACAAAAACUACCUUGUCAUAUGGUGCAUGUUUUCGAGUAUUGCCACCGCAACCAGUGGGAUUCUACAACAAUCUUUAUACAAUAGUUUCAAUAAGUUUGACACAACAGCGACUGUGACCACAGCAAAUACUCUAGUUGCGAUUGUGAUCAUGAUUUGGGCCGUCGCCUAUAGUUAUACGUAUAGAACUUGUUUCUUUAUAGCUAGCUUAUUGCAAAGUGGCGCGGCCUGCGUGUUUUUGGUCGCCUCCUUUAGACGGAGGAGAUAGACUUCCUCCAUACACCUCUUGGUCUUUAUAAUUAAACGUGGAUUAAAGAUAGUACCGUGACAUCGUAAAGUUCUAUAUUUAAUACACGUUUUAUAACAAGGCCGUUUAAUUUUAAGUAAGCUUGCUGAAAAUUAUUACUUUUUAAGAGAUAUGAUAAAUCUAUGGUCUCUAUGGUCAAUGAGUUGACAGAUAAGAAGAUCCACCACAUACAAGAGUUUAGCUCUGUAAAUAUAGUUUUUUAAAAUGAUAAAAGUUAUUCAGUCAAGAAACUGCGCAGUAUAUUGAGGGAAUAUAAAUGUUUUGCAUACCAAAGAGCGUAAUCAACAAACGAUUUAUCUUUGAAUCUUAACUGAAGAUUGAUGUGUAGUAUAUUUUCUCUAUAUUUAUUGAUUACCGUAUUACUAAAUUAGAAAAUAACGGAUCAUUAUAGCUAUUCUUCUAUAGUCGACGCAUUUUAAACCGAGUCGUCUGGCAAUAAGUGUCACUGACAGUAGGAAUAUGCACGCAAUGCAACCCGUUAUCGAUACUAAGCUACCUGCGCACGCGGGGUCGAUGCGUCAUAGUGACCUGCAUUUGCACUGACUCCUGAUUGGUCGUUACGAGUAAGGGUUUAUUUUUCAAUGUUUUUUUUUCAGAUAGCGAAAAAUUAUUCCUAUUAAUAAUUAACAUAUCGAUUGUACCUAUCCUAUUAUCGAUAUGCACUUCUACAAUUAUUACGCACACACUAUAAGAUUAUAAGUGCGAGCGAGACAAACAGAUAAAAAUGAUUAUUGACCCGAACCCUCAGUUCAUAAUGCGCAGACUAUAGUAGCUUUUCCUUGUCUAUUGCUAUUUUGUAUUAGAUAUAAAUUGUAUUUCAUAUUCAGAAAAUAAUAUUUGUUAAGAGAUCAUAAUAUAUUUUUUUUAUAAACAAUUACCAUCAAUUAUAAUAUAAUAUUAAAUACUUAAUU
This is a messenger RNA of Pieris brassicae (large cabbage white), 2773 nucleotides long. RefSeq lists its product as uncharacterized. The record is from RefSeq and is a predicted model, not a curated record. The transcript is spliced from 4 exons. Lineage: Eukaryota; Metazoa; Arthropoda; Insecta; Lepidoptera; Pieridae. Bases 93 to 1823 code for a protein of 576 amino acids. Gene Ontology annotation, biological process: monocarboxylic acid transport. Gene Ontology annotation, molecular function: monocarboxylic acid transmembrane transporter activity.